AUGUACUCGUAUGUACUCGUAUGUACUCGUGUGGUGGUUUAGUCACGAUCGCAUUAUGGCGGUUCGAUGACUCACUUUAGUGAAAGACGUUUUGACUUUUAUCACUAUACGUUUACCACAUCCUUUGAACAUUUUCGUGUGACAGGAAAAAAAAAAAUUGCGGAAAUGGCAACGACAGAGCAAACAGUUGAAAAUAACAACACGCAAAUGCUUGACGUAGUCAGCCGAACGCAAAUUGUGACAGACCUGGACACAAUAAAACAAUUGGAAAAUACGGUCGAUUGUCAAAAGGAAACCCAAGACAAAAUGACAUUUGACUUGGAAUAUUUGCAGUCAGUACUUUCCUACAUGUCAAACCUCCGUGUUCCAAUAACUUUGGAAGGUGAACAUGAAAAAAUUCAUGAGUAUUGUCGUUUGAUUGAAUCUAUUGCUGAAGUUUGUCAAGUUAAAGUCAGAGAGCUUAAAGAACGUUACGAUGAAUUCAUUUCAAAGACGUGCGAUGAGUUUUACAAGAUGAAAAUUGAGGGGCGGAAAAUUAUGCAGGAAUCUUGUGUGUCAGAUCAUGGCGAAGAAUACCAAGAUCACCCGCAAGAAGCAAUCAAGGCAAUGACACCAGAAGAAAAUGAAGAUGAGUUGAAUGGUUCUUUGUACGACAGUGAUUUUGAGUCUCAAAAUAUGUUGGAGACCGAAAGAGAAAGACUUCCACAAGAACGCAGUAAACCUUGUUCCGACCAUCAACCUCAAAAUAUUCUGCAGAGCGAAAGGAAAAGUCUUCCACAAGAAUCCGAUGAGCCAAAUACAGACAAUCAAUUAUGCUGCCUCGAUCCAAGGAAAAUGAUUUUCUGUAAACGGUCAUGUGGUUUAGUUGCCCUGCAGGUGAUGCUCUAUGAAGAAGGAGUACGUUUUUGUAUGUCAAGGUUUUGUCAGAAAUUACAACAAAUUACGGUGAAAGAUGUGUUCGAAAACAAGGAGACAAAAAUGCAAGAGAAGCUUGGAGAAAUGGAUGGUUUGUUGCCAUGCACAAAAGUACUUCCUGUCCUAAAUGAAAAAGGCUUCUUGAGAAAAAUAUUCCUCAAACGGUGCACGGAUGACAACAGAGGUCUUCUACUGGAAGAUGUGAAAAACGCUUUUAAAAAUUCAAAGCGUAAUGCAGGUGUUUUGCUUUAUCACACGAAUAAAAUAAGCCAUUGCGUUAAUCUGGUGAAACACAUGAAGGAAGUUAAAAUUUACGAUGGCACCAAUGGUAGAGACAAUCCGAUAGACUUUGAUAAAGCCCUUUCUGCUCAGGUUGUUGUCUUAUCUUUUACAAACGAUGAAAAUGAUGAAAACUAUGGAAUUUCUGUCAUUGCCAGUAAAUGGUUUGAUUGCUAUUCGGACAUUUGCAAAACGGAAUAUGUCCAAAGUCACGCAAAUAAUAGAAAUCUUAGUUGUUCAAGUAGGAUGGUGGCAGCUGAUGGUCUUUAAACUUAAAAUUUGUUUUUGGUGUUAGCCAAAUUCCGAAACUUCCCACCCUCGCUCAAUUAUAAAGAACUCAAAAAGAAGCAUGUGAACUUACAUAAUAUAGAUUUUAGGGCAAACAAGAAGACAUUGACAACUCAUCCCACAACUUACGUAGCAACAUACCGAGCUUCCCAACAAACCCUAUCGACCUUCUCUUAAGCAUAAAAAGAACCAAAAAAAAGAUCAGGAUAUUAUGCAAUAUGAACCAAUUGAAAAGAAUGGGAAAAUGCCAAUUAGGCGCUCAUUAUGCCAACCAAAAAAAACAGAUAAAAGCCUCAAAGGCAAAAACCACCAAACGACCUGACAAGUUGAAAAGUUGUUACCCCAAGAAAGAAAAAAUUCAGAAAACGUAGAUAACACACAAGUUGCAAAGCCUCUUGGAUCUUAAAUUAUGGACCAAUAUUAUCUCACUUUCUUCCGUUCGAUUUUAAUCCAUAGAAAUAGAUUUUUGAAAGAAAAAGUAAAAUCCUAUCUACUUAUCAAGUGCAUAGCAUUAACCAGUGGCUAUCCAGUCUUCUUCUCACCGGCCUUCUGAGCAAUGCUGUACGAUCUGUGCUCCAAAUUCUUCAUAUGUUGAUUUUGAUGGCUAAGUUACUUUAUGGUGUCUACUCGUGCUAUCAAACAAACGAAACAGAUACUUAUUCGUGGAAACGCUUUAUCAACAGAGCACUGAACCAGACAAUUUUUAAUUAUUUUCAGAACAGAAUAAACGUUACGACAUUUAACAGGGCGAAGAAAACAGUUUCAUCGAAUCCUUUGGUUGCCACAUCACGUGACCAUUUACGCCUCUAGGUGUUGGAUAAAUCGUAUCUUAACUUUGUCGAGUAAAAUGUCUCACAACUUGGUGACAUAUAGUGAUCACUACACCGUAAUUGAAAGGUACAGGCGACAAAAUGAUGAUGUUCUGUUUGAUAGCGAUACAUGUGACCACAUUUUACUGGAAACAAGACCUAUCUAAGUUGUUUCAACAGUUUGAUAUGAAUGAACGCAAUCAUCAACGAAAAUUGAAUACCACUGAGGCGAUUCAAAAGUUUUCAUUAAUGGAAGACUUACUGGCAAGAUGUAAGGGAAGAAAUAGCUAUAGCUAUAAAAUUUCUGAUAAAGUUGAAAAAACAAUCGGAAGAUAAAUUAUUAAUUUAUGUAUAAUAGCUGGUUCUUUAUAACAUACAAUAACUCUACCAUUUUCAAAUUUUGUUUGAUAUUUCUAUAUGAGUGACGGAUCUAUGACACAUCAAUCAGAAUAAAUUAUUGUAGCUCGUUUGGGGUUUAAAAAAUACCUUAGAGGAAAUUUUUUUGAUAAAAUUUUAUCAUUUAGAAAUUCAAAUAUUUAGUUUACUUCUGAAAGUGUUUUGUAUUAAAAAUUGAGCAUCGAGCCUAUAAUUUAUUAUGACUAACACUGGAUCCGCCAUUGUAACAAAAUAUAUUUAAUCACAAAACUAGCUUCAAAAGAGUUGUACGUAAAGUUUUUAAUAUUAUUGAAUUUGGCAUUAAUGAGCGUA
Messenger RNA from Xenia sp. Carnegie-2017, 2999 nucleotides. RefSeq lists its product as uncharacterized. The record is from RefSeq and is a predicted model, not a curated record. NCBI's taxonomy places the organism in Eukaryota, Metazoa, Cnidaria, Anthozoa, Malacalcyonacea, Xeniidae. The transcript has 10 exons. Bases 67 to 1464 code for a protein of 465 amino acids.